UUAAACCAUGUCCGACAAGAAGUCUCCCGCUAUUGGUAUCGAUCUCGGUACCACCUACUCCUGUGUCGGCGUUUGGAAGAACGACACUGUCGAGAUUGUCGCCAAUGACCAGGGUAACCGUACCACUCCUUCCUAUGUUGCUUUCACCGACACCGAGAGGUUGAUCGGUGAUGCCGCUAAGAACCAGGUUGCCAGGAACCCUGAGAACACCGUCUUCGAUGCCAAGCGUCUCAUUGGCCGCAAGUUCAACGAUCCCGUUGUUCAACACGAUAUGAAGAUGUGGCCCUUCAAGCUUAUUGAUGGUUCUGAUGGCAGGCCCAUGAUUGAGGUCACCUUCAAGGGUGAGACUAAGAGGUUCCACGCCGAGGAAAUCUCCUCCAUGGUCCUCACCAAGAUGAGAGAGACUGCUGAGGCCUUCCUCGGGACCAAGGUCAACGAUGCCGUCGUGACUGUCCCUGCUUACUUCAACGAUUCCCAGAGACAGGCCACCAAGGAUGCCGGUUCCAUUGCUGGUCUCAACGUCCUUCGUAUCAUCAACGAGCCUACUGCCGCUGCUAUCGCCUACGGUCUCGAUAAGAAGGGUGAGGGUGAGAAGAACGUCCUCAUCUACGAUCUUGGUGGCGGAACCUUCGAUGUCUCCCUCUUGACCAUCGAGGAUGGUAUCUUCGAGGUCAAGGCCACUGCUGGUGAUACUCAUUUGGGUGGUGAGGAUUUCGAUAACCGCAUCCUCGACUUCUGCAUGCAGGACUUCAAGCGCAAGAAUCGUGGCAAGACCAUCGAGGGCAACCAGAGGGCUAUGCGUCGUCUUCGUACUCAGUGCGAGCGCGCUAAGAGGACUCUCUCUUCCUCUACCCAGGCCAGCAUUGAGAUCGACUCUCUGUUCGAGGGUAUCGAUUACAACUGCACUCUCUCUCGUGCUCGUUUCGAGGAGCUCUGCAUGGACUACUUCCGUAACACCAUGGGCCCCGUUGAGAAGGUUCUCCGUGAUUCUGGCAUCGACAAGCGCAAUGUUCAUGAGGUCGUUCUUGUUGGUGGUUCCACUCGUAUCCCUAAGGUUCAGUCUAUGAUUCAGGACUUCUUCAAUGGCAAGGAGCCUUGCAAGUCCAUCAACCCUGAUGAGGCUGUCGCUUUCGGUGCCGCUGUUCAGGCUGCUAUUCUCACCGGUGAGGGUUCCAGCCAGGUCCAGGACCUCUUGCUUCUGGAUGUGACUCCUCUCUCUCUCGGUCUCGAGACUGCCGGCGGUGUUAUGACCAAGCUCAUUGAGCGUAACACUACCAUCCCUACCAAGAAGAACCAGACCUUCACCACCUACGCUGAUAACCAGCCCGGUGUGUUGAUCCAGGUCUUCGAGGGUGAGCGUGCUAUGACCAAGGAUAACAACAUUCUCGGCAAGUUCCACCUGGAUGGCAUCCCGCCAGCUCCCCGUGGUGUCCCCCAGAUCGAGGUUACCUUCGAUAUUGAUGCUAAUGGUAUCCUCAACGUGAGUGCUCAGGAUAAGUCCACUGGCAAGAGCAACAAGAUCACUAUCACCAACGAGAAGGGUCGUCUCUCCCAGGCUGAUAUCGAUCGCAUGGUCAACGAGGCCGAGAAGUACAAGGCUGAGGAUGAGGCCAACAAGGAGAAGGUUGAAGCCAAGAACGGUCUCGAGAACUACUGCUACACUCUGAAGAACACUCUUCAGGAUGAGAAGCUCAAGGAUAAGAUCUCGGAUGAGGACAAGGCCGCUAUCGAGAAGGCUGUCAACGAGGCUCUCGAGUGGUUGGACAAGAAUCAGUUGGCCGAGAAGGAAGAGUUCGAGGCUAAGCAGAAGGAAGUUGAGGGUGUUGUUAACCCCAUCAUGAUGAAGGUCUACCAGGCUGCUGGUGGUGAUGCUGGCGCUGCCCCUGGUGCCGCUCCCGGAGAGGGUCCUGCACCCGGUGGUGCUCCUUCCGGUCCCACUGUCGAGGAGGUCGACUAAGCAUUCUAAGAGAUGUCUUUGGGCGCAUAUGACGUACAUUUGAUCUGCUGGUUGGAUUGCAUAGAAACUCGAGAUGAGUAUUCGAUUAACGCGGUAUUUCAACACACACCUG
Molecule: messenger RNA, 2069 nt
Organism: Perkinsus marinus ATCC 50983
Lineage: Eukaryota; Perkinsozoa; Perkinsida; Perkinsidae
Product: heat shock protein 70, putative
Exons: 1
Coding region: 8-1957 (649 amino acids)
Biological process (GO): protein refolding; cellular response to unfolded protein
Cellular component (GO): cytoplasm
Molecular function (GO): misfolded protein binding; ATP hydrolysis activity; heat shock protein binding
Source: RefSeq, a predicted model, not a curated record